Messenger RNA from Cryptococcus wingfieldii CBS 7118, 1713 nucleotides. Its product is annotated as aldehyde dehydrogenase family 7 member A1. The coding region runs from base 1 to 1713 and encodes 570 amino acids. The transcript is spliced from 8 exons. The record is from RefSeq and is a predicted model, not a curated record. Lineage: Eukaryota; Fungi; Basidiomycota; Tremellomycetes; Tremellales; Cryptococcaceae. Gene Ontology annotation, molecular function: aldehyde dehydrogenase (NAD+) activity.
AUGCUCGCACACUUCACCACCACCACCCGCCGUACUUUCGCCUACUUUCCCGCCCACCAACAACGCAAACUCAUCAUGCGCUCGCUCUCACCCUCUGCCGGAGCUGCCUCCGCCUCUACCCGCGCUCUCUCCACGCGCACCCAGAAGGUGCUCGCUGCCCUAGACCUCCCCACUGACCCGUCUACCGUACUCCCCGGUGUCUUUGACGGCGAGUGGAAGGGCUCUGGCGAAGAGCUCGUGUCUAGGUGCCCCGCUACUGGUGAAGUCCUCGCCAGGAUCCAAGGUGCAAGCGUAGAAGAGACCCAGGCCGCUAUCAAGGCCUCCAAAGCCGCCUUCCUCAAGAUCCGCUCCCUCCCAGCACCCAAGCGCGGUGAUAUCAUCCGCGAUAUCCGCGCGGCCCUCGACUCCAAGGUCAAUGAGCUCGGCGACUUGGUGUCUUUGGAGAUGGGCAAGAUUAGGAGUGAGGGUAAGGGAGAGGUGCAGGAGUUUAUUGAUAUCUGCGAUUUGGCCACUGGUUUGUCGAGGAGUUUGAAGGGGAAUGUGUUGCCUAGUGAGAGGCCAGAGCAUGUCAUCUAUGAGAUCCCCAACCCCCUUGGUGUCGUUGGUAUUUUGUCUGCUUUCAACUUUCCCGUGGCCGUCUACGGAUGGAACCUGUCUAUCGCGCUCGCCACAGGAAACUCUACCAUCUGGAAGCCCGCCCCCUCCACCCCCCUCAUCUCCAUCGCCCUCACCAAGCUCCUCGCACCCGUCUUUGCCAAAUACGACCUCCCCGGAUCUGUCGCCGCUCUCGUCUGCGGUGGUGUUGAUGUCGGCAAGACUAUCGUCGGCAGCGAGGACAUUCCACUUGUGAGCUUUACUGGAAGUGAAAAGAUCGGCAAGGAAGUUGGCAAGGUCGUCAGCGACAGGUUUGGAAAGUCCAUCCUCGAGCUUGGUGGCAACAACGCUGUGGUUGUCGACAAAGACGCCGACCUCGCCCUCGCCCUCCAAUCCGUCCUCUUCGCCGCCGUCGGUACCGCCGGCCAACGAUGCACCUCCACCCGCCGCCUCCUCCUCCACAAAGACAUCUCCGCCGAGUUCCUCUCCAAGUUCCUCCCUGUCUAUGACGCUGCGGCCCCCGCUUCGCACUUGCAGGUCGGCCACCCGCUCGACGAGGGGGUGUUGAUCGGCCCGCUGCAUAAUGAAGCCGCUGUGAAGAGGUAUGAAGAUACGAUUGAGGCUGUUACUUCCAGGGGCGGUGAGAUCUUGACGAAACGUUCCGGCCGGAUCCCUUCCUCUUCUAUCAACAACGACGAGCUCUCUGGCGGACACUACGUCUACCCCACCGUCAUCAAACCCUCCAAAAACGACCCCUGCUGGGCCGAAGAAGUCUUCGCGCCCAUCCUCUACGUCACUGAAUUCUCAUCCCUCUCAGAAGCUAUCGAGCUCAACAAUUCGGUACCGCAGGGACUGUCGUCGGCGCUGUUUACGACAGAUUUGAAGAGUAUGGGACGGUGGUUGGGGCCGGAGGGGAGUGAUUGUGGGAUUGUGAAUGUUAAUGUGGGGACUAGUGGGGCGGAGAUUGGGGCGGGCUUUGGGGGGAACAAGUCUACCGGAUGGGGCAGGGAAUCCGGAGGUGAUGCGUGGAAGCAGUAUGUCAGGUGGUCGGCUGCGACGGUCAACUAUUCUAGCAAGGUGGCGCUCGCGCAGGGUGUGAGCUUUGGGGUGAGCGCGUAA